AUGUCCCGUUGGCAUAAAGAAACCUGUUCUAAGCCAAGAGUUGUUAUUGCUGGCAACACCCCACGCUGUGAGGCAUGUGAUAGUGUACCCGACAUACAGAGGUAUAUUGCUCAGCAAAACGCCAUUCCUGCCUUUACCCAACCUCCACCUGACCCUCCUUUGGGACAGUUAAACCUCCGUUGGCCGAGUUCGGUUAAAUACAAGCAGCAAACUACGAGCAUCGUACAGCUUGGCGGGGACCCAUUAUCAAACAAGCCCAAGAUAGAUGCCUUCGAACCGGGAGAUAACAAGAAGGUCACCCAGUCCCCCAUCUAUUCCUCCAGAUUGGGCCAAGAAGAGUUUAGACUACUCUUUUUAAGUCCCUCUACUGAUCCUGACACCCCUAUACACGCCGAACUAGUGGUACAUCAGGAUGGCCGAUCUCCGCAGUACGAGUCAACAUCCUACACGUGGGCUGGUGAGGAUGACGAUAGCUCCAAGUGCAGACCAUUGUACAUCGGACGCUAUUGGGAUAUUGUUCUACAGACCCGGAACUGCUGGUCAAUGCUGCAAUCAUUACGGCUCCCAAUAGGAACGCGUGCUGUUUGGGUUGACGCUAUCUGCAUUAAUCAGAAUGACAUUAAGGAAAGGGAUUCACAAGUCAUGAAAAUGUCACAAAGGUAUAAGAACUGUUAUCGGGUCGUAGUUUACCUCGGCCCAGACAUGGCAACAUCCAUUCAAGGAAGUUAUCCAGCUCAGAAGGAAUUGACCCUGAGCAAUUCUGAACAAUCCAUGGGAAUAUCGCGGGACUCUUUCCGCAAGCUCCUUUGCAGGCGGUACUUCAGCCGCAUUUGGGUUGUUCAAGAGCUCGUUUUGGCCAGAAGAGUGGCAUUUCAGAUCGGAGAUUCGGAAUAUUGGAUGGAUUCCAAUACGAUGAGAUCCCUGGAAGCCCAUACCAACUGGGAUUGGAACUCAACUACCGCCCCAUGGCUGCAGAAUGUUGGCCUAGAGAGAUUGCAAGAGACAAAUAUCCUUCAUAUCCUUCGAGCAACACACAUGUGCCAGUGCGCUGAUCCCCGCGAUAGAGUCUUUGGUAUCCUUUCCCUGCUUAGCAAUAACUCUUCCGACUCGAUACUGCGUGCAGACUAUUCCCUAUCAUUUAGGGAGAUGGUGAUCGGGCUCUUUUCGCAUACACUUCUCGAGCUGAGGGACUUGGGUGUUUUGCGUUUUGCCGCUGGUUUGCGCAAUUAUUUUAAAUUCCCCUCGUGGAUGCCCAACCUUGAACUUUUCGCUUCUGAUGUUUCUACCCGAGAUGUAUUGGAUGAAUUAGCAGUCCUUCUCAAGGACCGAGAGAUGAAGCCUGAAAAUGAACUGCAAUUGGCAAGCUGCCAUGGUAUUGUUGGUGACGGUGAAGUGGAUCACAGAGGGACGCCGUGGUAUCUUGACACUACUGUUGACUCAUCGACGGGUACAUUAUCCAUCAACCUCAUACAUUUGUUGGAGUUUCAAAACUGUGCUCGAAAGAUGGGAGAUGUUGAAAUUAUGAAGGGUUGGCAUCUAUUCACUAUUCCAGGUCGCCACUCGAAUUUGGUGUUGUCCUCAAAUCUACCGCUCGAUGAGUUGAUUGUCCCCACCCGAGAUCAUCUUUUCUGCUUGAAUGACGGCAACGGUUCCCCUAUUUUCCUACUAAUGUCCCUUGAGAUUGACCACAACACUUAUAAGGUCAUGGGGAUUUGCCGACAUGUGGCGUUCCAAGACCAAAAAUUGGAUCUCCGCGAAAAUAUACAACAAUGGAACGCUUCCGAGACCCGUUAUACGUCUGGGGAUAAUGGGAAUCUUCAUUUCUCAGAAGGCAAGUCGGAGGACCAGAACUUACAUCUGAGGAGCCUACAGUAUACUCUACAUAAUCAACUUGAGGCUAUCAGUACCGACGAUACAUCAACCAAUAUAUGGACAGAUAACCCGUCGAGACUCAGCUCAUUAAAAGCAAGGCUAGGGUUUGGCCGCGGCUCAAAUUACACGUUCAAGCCCAUUCUGAUGAAUUUAAUAAAUGAGCAUGUUGAAUGCGGGCUUUUGGCUUGUUUGAGUCUUGGUAUUCCUACAUCGUUCAGGCCCCAGGUCGAGGUUGGUAAAUACAUUGUGGUAACUGUCACAAAGAAUCUUUUUGAAAAGCUCGAUCUAAUAUGGUGGAAAAGUAUUGCUAAUAACUGGCGAUUUGUUGGGCAGGCUUGUUUUGAAUCAAGUCCAGACAAGGAUUGCAGUUGUUGGAAAGCGUUUGACAAUACAGGUCUAGUUCGACAUAAAGAACAACUUCAGAAUAUGAAACGCAACUCUGCCCUAGUGGAUCUGCUGUCUAAAAUUUCAUCCCGAGAAGAAGUCAGAAGAGGAAGUAGUAGUGUUUCAGAUCACUGCAUGCUUUGGCAGGACUAUACGGACCCCCCUCUCAUGUGGCCACAUGCAGCCUUGCUGGGAGGCUUGGCGGUGCAGAUACGAAUUCCAAGGGAGGCUAUGGAAUGCCGGAUAAAGCAGACGAUGGCUUGGAAGACACUACACAGACUGAAUCGUGUAUCUCCUAUCUCUAACCCAGAUGAUCUGGAUGCAGUGUUGGGUAAUCCAAACCCAAAUCCCGAUUUCCGUUCAAUUGCCGUUCCUGGAUGGCCCACUGAGUUAGUGGACGAUUUCAACAUUGAUGGCAGUGUACAACGAGUUUGUAUUCAAUAG
Messenger RNA from Fusarium proliferatum ET1, 2700 nucleotides. RefSeq lists its product as uncharacterized. The transcript has a single exon. NCBI's taxonomy places the organism in Eukaryota, Fungi, Ascomycota, Sordariomycetes, Hypocreales, Nectriaceae. Bases 1 to 2700 code for a protein of 899 amino acids. The record is from RefSeq and is a predicted model, not a curated record.